AUGAAGAACGGAAAUUUGAGAGGGAUGAUGCAGAACACAGGUGACAAAGCGGAGGAGAAAGGAAAAGGUGAAAACGAAAGGGGUACGAAAAUAGCCGAAGAAAAAGAAAAAAGGAAGGAAGAGAAAAGGGCAAAGGAGAUUCAACGGGGGAGGCAUGUGAAGGCCAGAUCUCACAGCCGUACAACAGAACAGCCCGCACUGCAGCCCGAUACCACGUUACUUGAUAUUCAUGGAUAUCCCGCCUUGACGGCAUGGGUGUUUCAAAUUAGCAAACGCGACCCAAGUAUUGCAGAUUGGUGCAAGGUUCAGGUACCACAACUGUCUAGUGAGAAGCCCUCAGAUCCUGAUAUGAGAUAG
Messenger RNA from Opisthorchis viverrini, 357 nucleotides. RefSeq lists its product as hypothetical. NCBI's taxonomy places the organism in Eukaryota, Metazoa, Platyhelminthes, Trematoda, Opisthorchiida, Opisthorchiidae. The transcript has 3 exons. The record is from RefSeq and is a predicted model, not a curated record. Bases 1 to 357 code for a protein of 118 amino acids.